Molecule: messenger RNA, 2238 nt
Organism: Penicillium digitatum Pd1
Lineage: Eukaryota; Fungi; Ascomycota; Eurotiomycetes; Eurotiales; Aspergillaceae
Product: putative ABC transporter
Cellular component (GO): mitochondrion
Molecular function (GO): ATP binding; ATP hydrolysis activity
Source: RefSeq, a predicted model, not a curated record
AUGGAUGUCUUCAGGUCCGGUACCAUCCCUCUCGAAUGCUCCGUGCAGUCACGUGGCAUCGAUAUUGGUAACCCCGAAUCUCCAAUCUCCGCAUCAUUGCGACUUUUCUUCGUAGACGACGAUGCUACUCCGAACCAAGCUGCGGCCCAGGAUGGAACAUUUUACAAGAAAUACCCAACCGCCGAAGACCGGUCCAAUGCACCUCUCUUCCCAAAUUUGAAUUUCACUCUACCCGCUAUUCAGGCUUCCAGCUCAUCGAAGGUGGCACCUCUGCAACAUUGGGCUAUAAUUGGCCCUUCUGACCGAACCGACUUCCUCCACAUCCUCCGCGGCGAACACAUCAGUAUUCCGCCCAACGCACGCUCAUAUCCAUACCUCCUCACAGACGAAAUUGCCGACAAGGACCCACGGUUGCGCGUAGUGCAAAAUGCAGUUCAAUAUGUUGGAUUCAGUGGCGAAGGCUCGGGGGCCAUUGGGGGAGUUCGUGGCGCAUAUCUCAGUGCUCGCUAUGAGAGUUAUCGGGAGGAAACCGACUGGAGCGUGCUACAAUACUUGCGUGGCCAGACCUCCUUGAACCCGAUGGAGGGUGAGGAGGAAGGCACGUUACACGAUGAAGAAUUCCUCCAGCGGACCAUUAGCAGUCUUGAACUAGGGAACCUGCUCACCUUGCCGGUCUCGAGUCUGAGCAAUGGUCAAACCCGCCGAGCGCGAAUUGCAAAGGCGAUUCUAGGCAAGCCAGAGCUGCUACUUCUUGAUGAGCCGUUCAUGGGGUUGGACCCGGUGGCAGUAAGAAAGAUAUCUAAACUCCUUCACGAGCUAGCGAAGAAAAAUGCCCCUCGACUUGUUCUAGCUCUGCGCCCCCAGGACAAGGUGCCGGACUGGAUCACACAUAUUAUGGUUUUGGGCAAUUCCCGUAAGGUUCUUCUCCAAGGGCCAAGGGUGGCUAUCGAGGACACGCUCAAUGUUUGGAGCUACAUUGCAAAUAAGUCGAAGCCGGACUCUCUACCCGAACAGCAAACACAAAUAUUGAAUAAAUGUAAAGCAGACUUGAAGGCUGGCAUCUUGGACACAGAGCUCCUUGGUGAUUUGGUGGCACAUACACAUGCUAUAAAGUCCUCCGAAGUCCAGGCGCCAUUGGGCGGAGAGCCAGUCAUUGAUAUGGAAGGAGUUCAUGUCCAGUAUGGGGAUAAGGUAGUACUCGGUAAUUGGCAGCAGAAGGUGAAUGACGAAAUAAAGGAUGGGCUACACUGGCGAGUCCGUCGGGGGCAACGCUGGGCGAUUCUCGGCCCCAAUGGAUCAGGCAAGACAACUUUGCUAUCCAUGAUUACAUCGGACCAUCCGCAGACAUAUGCGCAGCCUAUCAAACUUUUCGGACGAUCCAGACUUCCAGAGGCUGGCAAACCCGGAAUUUCAAUCUUUGAAUUGCAAUCCCGCAUUGGACACUCAUCACCGGAGAUCCAUGCAUUCUUCCCACGUCAAUUAUCCAUCCGUGAAGCGCUUGAGACUGCCUUCGCUGAGACUUUCCUGUCAAAGCCGAAGCUGAACAUUGAACGAGAUCAAGACAUAUCUGCAGUCCUGCAUUUCUUCAAGCCCCAACUGGAUCCAAAUUACAUCACGAGCAAGGUGCCAAAAAUCUCAACUGCUCGGCUCCCGCCCAUGACGAAGCGCACUCACGUUAGGCUAGAGCCAUAUGCACUCAUGGAUCACGUUGUUGGGUACGCGGAUGAAAUUCUCUUUGGUGAGCUCACGACCGCACAACAACGGAUUGUGCUCUUCCUCCGGGCAAUUGUCGCCAGGCCGGACAUUGUCAUCCUCGAUGAAGCGUUCUCGGGUCUAUCUGCGGCACAGCGUAACAGGUGCUUGCAAUUCUUAGAAAUCGGCGAAAGGCCCAAACGCCGUGCCCCCAACGUCAAUCCCCGUUCUCUAGAGGAGGCCCAAUUCCGCUGGACUGGUCUUACUGAGGAUCAAGCCUUGAUCAUGACUAGCCAUGUGGCAGAGGAGAUUCCUGACAGCGUUCGUUACUACAUGCGAUUGCCGUCUCCUGCAGGCACUGUCGACGGACUCGAUUUCCGCUUCGGCAUUCUACAAUCUAAAACUACCCUGCGGCAACCUCAGACCUGGGAGGCAGCCUGGUCUCCUCCAGAGGCGUUCACCAAGCAUGCCCGCAGGACGUGGCGCCGCAAGCAACACACUUUGCCGGUACAGGAUAUGACUGAAUUCGAAUGGUGGUCGAUAUAG